CACCAGAGAGGAGUCACUCAGAGGGGCUUGACCUUCCUCUUAGUAAGCGCACCUGCUUCACCAACCCUCUCUGUCUCUCUCUCUCUCCUUUUCUUUUACUCCCAUCAGAGGAUCAGAAAAGCUGCAACCAUGAGUUACAGGACCAGUGGCAGCAUGAGCGGAGGCUUCAGCUCUGGCGGAGGAUUCAGCUCCGGUGGCGGUGGCGGCGGCACUGUGAGGAAGAGCUUCUCAAGCUUCUCCUCCUCAGCAGCCCCUAUGGGCUCCAGCCGUAUGAGCAGCUCAUCAGUUAGACGCUCCGGAGGCGGUGGUGGGGGCAGCUUCGGCAUGGGCGGUGGUGGAAGUGGAGGAGGCUCCAGCUUCAGCUAUAUGAGCAGUGGUGGAGGCAUGGGCGGCGGCGGCGGCGGCGGCGGUGGAGGCUUUGGUAUGGGUGGCGGCGGUGGAGGCUUCGGCCUUGGUGGCGGCGGUGGAGGCUUUGGCCUGGGUGGCGGUGGUGGAGGCUUCGGUGGAGGUGCAGGCUUCGGCAUGGGUGGUGGUGGCGGCGGAGGUGGCUUCCCCCCCAUCACAGCUGUCACAGUCAACUCAAGCCUGCUUGCCCCCCUCAACCUGGAGAUCGACCCCAACAUCCAGACCGUCCGCACCAAUGAAAAAGAUCAGAUCAAGGGCCUCAACAACCGCUUUGCCUCCUUCAUCGACAAGGUACGCUUCCUGGAACAGCAGAACAAGAUGCUGGAGACUAAGUGGAGCCUCCUGCAGGACCAGACCACCACCCGCUCCAACAUUGAUGCCAUGUUUGAGGCCUACAUUGCCAACCUGCGCAGACAGCUCGACGGCCUGGGAGGAGAGAAGGUCAAGAUGGAAGGAGAGCUGACAAACAUGCAGGGUCUGGUGGAGGACUUCAAGAACAAAUAUGAAGAUGAAAUCAACAAGCGUGCCGCAGUGGAGAACGAGUUUGUCCUCCUCAAGAAGGAUGUUGAUGGUGCCUACAUGAACAAGGUUGAGUUGGAGGCCAAGGUCGAUGCCCUUCAGGAUGAGAUCAACUUCCUCAGGGCCAUCUAUGAAGCGGAGCUGAGUGAGCUGCAGGGACAGAUUAAGGACACCUCAGUGGUGGUGGAGAUGGACAACAGCCGUAAUCUGGACAUGGACUCCAUUGUGGCUGAAGUGCGCGCCCAGUAUGAGGACAUCGCCAACCGCAGCAGAGCCGAGGCCGAGUCAUGGUACAAGCAGAAGUUUGAGGAGAUGCAGUCCUCUGCAGGACAACAUGGGGAUGAUCUGCGCAACACCAAGUCAGAGAUUGCCGAGCUGAACCGCAUGAUCAGCCGUCUCCAAAACGAGAUCGAAAACGUCAAAGGACAGCGUUCUACCCUUGAAGGCCAGAUCGCCGAGGCUGAGGAGCGCGGGGAGAUGGCAGUGAAGGACGCCAAGCUCCGCAUCAGAGACCUAGAGGAUGCCUUACAGAGAGCCAAGCAGGACAUGGCUCGGCAAGUGCGUGAAUACCAGGAGCUGAUGAACGUCAAGCUGGCCCUGGACAUUGAGAUCGCAACCUACAGGAAACUGCUGGAAGGAGAGGAGGACAGAAUUACCUCUGGAGGGGGAACGGCAACCAUCCACAUAACCUCCGGCAGCAGCGGUGGUGGCGGCGGAGGUGGUGGAUUCGGCAUGGGCGGAGGCGGCGGAGGCGGCGGAGGAGGCGGAGGAGGCGGUGGCUUCGGAUAUGGCGGCGGCAGUGGCAUGUCCAUGAGAAGCGGUGGUGGCGGCGGUGGCUUUGGCAUGAGCGGCGGUGGUGGCGGCGGUGGCUAUGGCAUGAGCAGCGGCGGUGGCGGCGGUGGCUAUGGCAUGAGCAGCGGUGGUGGUGGCGGCGUGUCCAUGUCCCGCUCCUCCAUGACCUCCACAUCCAGACGUUUCUAAACACAGGAGUCUGUAUGUCUGUCCCCACCUCCCCCUCUCCUCUCCCUCCACAACCAAAACAAGCUACAAACUCCUCCUGUCACAUGCAGGCACAGAGCGUCCACUGAUCUACACUAUAACUCAGGAUGGGCUGUUAAAUCUGACCCCUCCUUAGCUGCAUAUUCCCCAUAGCUACUGGCUGGUAGGAAAUAGUGGAUGAUAUCAGAGGAUGCACUUUGAAUGCUGACAGAUCUUUUUUUAUCCCAAUGUUUCCAGUGUUUUUAGUCCUGCUACCUCUUCAGCAUCCUGUCCCUCACAGAUUCAGAACAUAGCCCUUAAAGAUAGAGGCAGUGAUAGUAAGAACCGGAAGCAGAGAAUUACGUCUGCUCCCUCUUCAGUCAGCUGUCUUUAACUUGCUGGAUGGUGCCUGUCAUGGUGACACAACAUUGGUUGGCGGUGCUGUGACAGUGCAUCUUCAUAAGGCAACACUAGUUUCUCAUCGCACACAACAUAGCGGCAGUCUCCAAAUGAGCCGGCAAGGCAGGUGCCAUGUUGUUCACUAAAUGUUGAGACAACUGACAGUACAACAUGCCCCUACCCCCUGUGUUCCACUGCCCCCAUAUUGCUGUGCAUUAUGGUGAAUGCAAGAUCAACUUAAGAAGCUAUACUAAAGUGGCACCCCCUUUCUCAGGGGUAAACAAUCUAGCGUUAACUCUUAAUUCUCCCUUUCCUAGGGACAAUGGGUUCUCCACUGAGGUUUGCAAAACAGUGUUUGGUUCUGUUUUUCUUUUCAUUCUGAUCAAAAAGGGAUGACUGGUACACCCAGAUUUAUUGAAUGUAAUUGAUCAUGUGUCAUCAACUAAACAUCCUGAAUAAAUCUGAGUUUUAUAAAAUA
This is a messenger RNA of Oncorhynchus kisutch (coho salmon), 2779 nucleotides long. It is a transcript of the gene krt5, whose product is annotated as keratin 5. The transcript is spliced from 8 exons. NCBI's taxonomy places the organism in Eukaryota, Metazoa, Chordata, Actinopteri, Salmoniformes, Salmonidae. Gene Ontology annotation, biological process: keratinization; intermediate filament organization. Bases 130 to 1905 code for a protein of 591 amino acids. The record is from RefSeq and is a predicted model, not a curated record. Gene Ontology annotation, molecular function: structural constituent of skin epidermis. Gene Ontology annotation, cellular component: keratin filament.